UGGCGUGCGUGUGACGUCACGGGCGCGACGGUCUCAACUCUUCCUAGUUUCUCUUUAGACGGCGGUUGAGUCAAUUUCCAAGUAGGUUUGGAAGUCUUUCCAUAGGUACAAGUAAGCUAUCUGAUAUGCCACUUGAAUUAAUAAAAGAAGUCAGUGGAGUGCCUGAAGUUGAUCUUUUAAGUAAAUUUCACAGAGUAGAUUUCAGAUCCCUACAGCCAGGUUGUGAUUAUAGCAAGACAUAUAUCCAGGGAAAACUUUCAUAUAUCUCUUCUUUAACUUAUGGUGGAAACAGAGCAGCUGCUUUGAAGAUUGGACUGCAAGAACAAGAAAAUUCAAAUUCAGAGGUCAACACCAUCAAUGUAUUAUUUUUUGGAAAAUUAGCAAAGGACUGUGCUAAAGUUUUCUAUAAAGGGGACACCAUUGCAGUGGCUGGAUUUGUUGUUUUGACAGCAUCUGCAUCUACAAGCAGAGAUAGUAAACAUUGCUUAUUUUUGAAAGCAUCUGAAGACUUCAGAUCAACUGUUUAUGUUUAUGUUAAAUGCGUCAGAGAUUUUUCUACUGAAUCAAUGUCUUUGAUUCAAGCAACACAUUAUGUAUAUACACCCCUGAAUCAACUCAAGAGUGGCAUGAUUGUCAAUGUCUAUGGUGUUGUGAAGUUCUUUAAGCCUCCAUAUCUAAGCAAAGGAACUGGUAAAAUGUUUUUGUGUUUUCCAGAUUAUUGCUCGGUUGUAACAAUUGUGGACCAGACAAAUGUAAAGUUAACCUGCCUGUUCUUUAGUGGAAAUUAUGAAGCCCUUCCAAUUAUUUAUAAAAAUGGAGAUAUUGUUCGCUUUCACAGGCUGAAGAUCCAAGUAUAUAAAAACGAGACUCAAGGUAUUGCCAGCUCUGGCUUUGCAUCUUUGACAUUUGAGGGAACUCUGGGAGCUCCUAUCAUACCUCGUACUUCAAGCAAGUGUUUUAAUUUCACUGCUGAGGACGAAAAAAUGGUGGAAGCCUUACGUGUUUGGGCAUCUACUCAUAUUUCACCUUCUUCAACGUUAGUGAAAUUGUGUGAUGUUCAGCCAAUGCAGUAUUUUGACCUGACUUGUCAGCUCUUGGGCAAAGCACAGGUGGAUGGAGCAUCAUUUCUUCUAAAGGUAUGGGAUGGCACCAGGACCCCAUUCCCAUCUUGGAGAGUCUUAAUACAAGACUUUGUUCUUGAAGGUGAUUUAAGUCACAUCCAACGGCUGCAGAAUCUGACAAUAGACAUUUUAGUCUAUGAUAACCAUGUUCCAGUGGCCAAAUCUCUGAAGGUUGGGAGCUUUCUUAGAAUUUAUAGCCUCCAUACCAAGCUUCAGUCAGUCAAUUCUGAAAACAUGGCAACAUUUUUAGCCCUAGAGUUUCAUCUCCAUGGAGGCACCAGUUAUGGUCGGGGAAUCAGAGUGUUGCCAGAAAGUAACUCAGAUGUGGAUCAACUGAAAAAGGUUUUAGAAUCUGCAGAUUUGCCAGCCAAUCAGUCUUUUGGUGGUAUCUGUCAAUCAGAACAUGAGGACAGCUUUUCAAACAUUUCAAGCUCUGGAUCAGUAUCACUAUAUGAGGUAGAAAGAUGUCAGCAACUAUCAGCUACAGUGCUUACAGAUCAUCAAUAUUUGGAGAAAACGCCACUCUGUGCUAUUCUGAAACAAAAAGCUCCCCAACAGUACCGCAUCCGAGCAAAACUGAGGUCGUAUAAGCCCAGAAGGCUCUGUCAGUCUGUUAAACUUUCUUGUCCUAAGUGUCAUUCACUGCAAGAAGUUCCACAUGAGGGUGAUUUGGAUAAAAUUUUGCAAGAGGGUGCAACCAAAACCCCAGAUAUCAAACUACAAAACACAUCAUUAUAUGAUUCAAAAAUCUGGACCACUAAAGAUCAAGGAGAACGAAAAGUAGCUGUUCAUUUUGUGAAAAAUAAUGAUAUUCUCCCAUUUUCAAAUAACUGUCUAAUUUUGAUAGAAGGAGGUACACUCAGUGAAAUCUGUAAACUCUCAAACAAGUUUCAUAGUGUAAUUCCUGUGAGAUCUGGCCCAGAAGACCUGGAAGUCCUCGACCUUUCAGCACCAUUCCUUAUACAAAGGAAAGUGCAUCACUAUGGGUGUAAACAAUGUUCUAAUCUGAGACCAAUACAAAAUCUAAAUUCCCUGGUUGAUAAAAGAUCGUGGAUUCCUUCUUCUGUGGCAGAAGUACUAGGUAUUGUACCCCUCCAAUACGUGUUUGUGAUGACAUUUACUCUUGAUGAUGGAACAGGAGUGUUGGAAGCUUAUCUUAUGGAUUCUGAAAAAUUCUUCCAGAUUCCAGCAUCAGAAGUCCUACUCAAUGACAACCUUCAGCAAAGUAUAGAUAUGAUCAUGGAUAUGUUUUGUCCUCCAGAAGUAAAAAUUGAUGCGUAUCCAUGGUUGGAGUGCUUCAUCAAGUCGUAUAAUGUCACAAGUGGAACAGAGCAGCAAAUUUGCUAUCAGAUUUUUGACACCACAGUUGCAGAAGACCUUAUCUAAUUUUGACAUUCAACUUAGCAUAUGUAAAAUAUUUUAAUUUUAGAAAACAUUACUAUUUUUUAUGAGAUUGCUAUAAAACACAUACACGAGUUAGCUCUGUAUUUUCCAUUUUAACAGCUAUCUAAAAAAAUUUUAACAAAUAGACAUUGCAUUAUCUUAACUCCCUCUUGUAAGUUAAAAAUGUUCCUGUUGCUCAGAAUACCCAGUAUGCUGGCUGCGAGGGAUAUAUAAAGAGAGACAUCAAAUAAAUAAGGACUGUUUUCAUUUACUCUCUGCAGUCCUUUCAAAGAAGAUAUUUUGUUACCCUACCCUAAAAUAUCACUCUCCCUUUUGGUUUUUCCACAUAUCAGCCACUGAUUGCUCUGCCAUCCACCAUCCCUGGUUGAGCUGCUUUUUCUGCCCUGAUUUUUACAUCAGCAGUGGUUGGUGAUUUUAGCAUGCGUAUGGGAUUAGGAAAUGUCCUUACCUUAAAUCUCUCCGCUUCUACUGAGUGCAAGGAUUUGUUUGAUUUGUUUUGUUUUUGUACAAAGGAAUCUGCUUAAACAAGUACUCCUGGAAGAGGUGCUGGUCUGAGUGAGCUACAGUGUGCUUGAGAGAGUGAUUUGCUCUAAGUGGAGGUGCCAGAAUUGCUUCCUUUAGGUGUUGAUACUGACCAACGGAGGAUAAAUCCAUUUUUUUCAGACCCGAA
This is a messenger RNA of Vicugna pacos (alpaca), 3195 nucleotides long. NCBI's taxonomy places the organism in Eukaryota, Metazoa, Chordata, Mammalia, Artiodactyla, Camelidae. The record is from RefSeq and is a predicted model, not a curated record.